This is a messenger RNA of Neodiprion fabricii, 2099 nucleotides long. RefSeq names its product extensin-like. Lineage: Eukaryota; Metazoa; Arthropoda; Insecta; Hymenoptera; Diprionidae. The transcript has 2 exons. The record is from RefSeq and is a predicted model, not a curated record. Bases 165 to 1352 code for a protein of 395 amino acids.
UCUCCAAUUCAGUCAGGUGUCAUUGGUUACAGGCAUUGGAUCAUCCUUAUCUCUGUGACGUCGAUUAAAGUCCCAUUUGGCGUAAGAUCGUUGUUACGAAAUUCAGUGUGACAUCCGGCAAAGACAUAAAUCGUUAAGUGACUAGGCAGAUUCGCGCCUAAGCGAUGCGUUUCGUUCUGAUCCUCGUAGCCGUCCUGACAAUUUCGUCUCACGCGGCAGCCCAAAUCAUCUUGGGAACCUUCGGUCUCAAAAAUUUAAUCCAUGGUCGAGAUCGGCAUACAGACAGACGGAGUGACGAUCGGCGAAACGGUCUACUACCCAACAUAUUAACAGUGAAAAGGGUGAUCACCCAUGAUCGCAACCACGGAAGAAAUGAUCACAACCGGCACCAUAUGCAAUCAGAUAAUCAUCCGGAUCGACGAUAUUCGAACCUGUGUCCUUGCCCGAUUGACUCUCCCGGAAACCAAUGGAUUCAUCAACGUCCACCACCGUCUCAAUACCCUGAACAAUACUACAACGACUACGACCAGGGCAUGAAAGGUCCUUAUUCCAACCAGUUCUAUGACGAUUGGAACGGUCAGCAGCGUCCGGGACCACGUCCUCCAUCCCCACAUCACCAUGGACCUCCACCUCCUCCACCACCGUAUAAUAGACCUGGUCCACCUCCACCAUCACCUUAUAACAGACCUGGUCUGCCACCGCGACCAGAUUAUACUAGACCUCGUCCAGAACCACAACCAAAUUACAACAGACCUGGGCCAUGGCCGCAGCCAGAUUAUAACAGACCUGGUCCAGAACCACAAUCGAAUUACAACAGACCUGGUCCAGAACCACAACCAAAUUACAACAGACCUGGUUCAGAACCACAGCCAGAUUAUAACAGACCUGGUCCAGAACCACAACCAAGUUACAACAGACCUGCUCCAGAACCACAACCAAGUUACAACAGACCUGAUCCAGAACCACAGCCAGAUUAUAACAAACCUGAACUAUCAACACCGCGUCCACCGACACCAUCACCUUCAUCAAAUGGCGUAACGGCGGACAAGACAGAAAUCGCAGGAGCGACGACAGAGACUUCAACAGCGGUUGAGUUCAUUAAAGGGCCUCACAUUCCGAGUACUUCUUUAGAAAAUCCAGAGCCUUUUACAGAGCUUGAGGUUUCAAGUUCAUCUUCGGUAGGACCAGAGCCUUCGGUAGAUCAUACAAACGGAAGCGAGAAGGGAGCGACUGAAAGCUCAGUUCAGAGCCAGUCGACGACGGAAUUCGAUUGGAAUAAUUACUUCCCUCAAGUUUCGGUUGACAAUCCUGGUGGUGCUGGAGUUAUUGAUAUCAGAGGAGAUUUUAGGUAGAUGAUUAUUGGACCAGUAAGCCGGUUAAUGGAAAAUACGCGGAAGCAGGUAUAGGUGAAUUUUGCAAGCAGAAUUCUCGGUCUUUGGACACUAGUUUUGAAAGUGAAAUCAUGAUUCAACUGUUUUUGCCAUUAAUUUUUUCGAGAAAAAAUAACGACGGAUGUUUUGUGUUCAUUGGAAUUAUGAUUCUGGGAAUCAUGUGAAGUUCCAGGUUGUUCACGGCAGGCAUUUAGUUUCUGUAUCUCAGGUGUAUAAAAUGUUUCCGGAACACAUUUUCCACGAUAUUGGCGAAAUUUCAACCGAUUCCAUUUAUUUUAUCACCAAAGACUUGGAUCUGAUUGCUAUACUUCAGGCAGGUUCGAAAAACGUAUUUUUAUUACCGAAAAUUCACCUUGAGUGUAAUUGACUCGUACGCAUUAUUAUGACUUAUCAUUAAGGUGAAGCUCUAGUGAAUUUGCGCUAAUGAAUCUUUGACGUUUACCACGCUCUUUGACAUUCGAUUACAAAUAAAUUGCAAUCGAUUGAAUCAAACAAAAACCACCGCGAACAGGGGAUUCAAGAAAUCUAAAUCACCGGAGCUCAAUUUCCUCACAAAUUAGUCGUGGAAUUUUUAUUCCACUGCAACCUCAACCAAAGUCUUGUAAAAUAGGGUAUGUAACUUUACAUAUUAUAAUUAUUCACGGGGUGUUAUAUGUUAAUAGAGGAGUGUACUCGUAGUUUGAAUUAAAUUUUUUACUGUUCAAGGUU